CCCCCUUUAAACUCUCCUCUAGUACUACCGUAAAACUAGUCUACAAUGUCCGCUGCUGAUGUUCCUGUUGAAAUCACCAAGGUGUUCGACACUAUCUUGGUGUUAGACUUUGGUUCGCAAUACUCCCAUUUGAUUACUCGUCGUUUGAGAGAAUUCAAUGUCUACGCUGAAAUGUUGCCUUGUACCCAGAAGAUCUCUGAAUUGUCAUGGAAGCCUAAGGGUGUGAUUUUGUCUGGUGGUCCUUACUCGGUUUACGCCGAGGACGCCCCUCACGUUGACCACGAUGUCUUCAAGUUGGAUGUGCCUAUCUUGGGUAUCUGUUACGGUAUGCAAGAAAUUGCCUGGAUCAAUGGUAAGGGUGUUGCCAGAGGCGACAAGAGAGAAUACGGUCCAGCCACUUUGAACGUCGAAGACAGCAGUAACGCUCUUUUCCAUGGUGUAGACCAUUCUCAGGUCUGGAUGUCCCACGGUGACAAGUUGCACGCCUUGCCUACCGGCUACAAGAUCGUUGCUACCUCCGACAACUCACCAUAUGCCGCUAUCUACAACGAAACCGACAAUAUCUACGGUAUCCAGUUCCAUCCAGAAGUCACCCACACCAUCCAGGGUAAGACUAUCUUGAAGAACUUCGCUGUUGACAUCUGUAAGGCUAACACCAACUGGUCUAUGGAAAACUUCAUCGACACUGAGAUUGCCAGAAUCAGAAAGUUGGUUGGUCCUACUGCCGAAGUCAUCGGUGCUGUUUCCGGAGGUGUGGACUCCACUGUCGGUGCAAAGAUCUUGAACGAAGCUAUUGGCGACCGUUUCCAUGCCAUCUACGUCGACAACGGUGUGAUGAGAAAGAACGAAACCGAAACCGUCUACAAGACCUUGACUGAAGGCUUGGGAAUCAACUUGACUGUAGUUGAUGCUUCUGAAUUGUUCUUAGGUAGAUUGAAGGGUGUCACCGAUCCUGAAAAGAAGAGAAAGAUCAUUGGUAACACCUUCAUCCACGUUUUUGAAGAAGAAGCUGCCAAGAUCACGCCAAAGUCCGGUCAGGAAAUUGAGUUCUUGUUGCAAGGUACUUUGUACCCAGAUGUUAUCGAAUCUAUCUCGUUCAAGGGUCCUUCUCAAACCAUCAAGACUCACCACAACGUCGGUGGUUUGUUGGAAGACAUGAAGUUGAAGUUGAUUGAACCUUUGAGAGAAUUGUUCAAGGACGAAGUACGUCACUUAGGUGAGUUGUUGGGUGUUCCAACCGACUUGGUUUGGAGACAUCCUUUCCCAGGUCCAGGUUUGGCUAUCAGAGUCUUGGGUGAAGUUACAAAGGAACAGGUUGUCAUUGCUCGUGAAGCCGAUGCCAUCUUCAUUGAAGAAAUCAAGAAGGCUGGUUUGUAUAGAGAAAUCUCGCAAGCAUUUGCUGCCUUGUUGCCUGUCAAGUCUGUCGGUGUCAUGGGAGACCAAAGAACCUAUGACCAGGUCAUUGCUCUCAGAGCCAUCGAAACUGUUGAUUUCAUGACUGCCGACUGGUACGUCUUUGAAGCUUCCUUCUUGAAGAGAGUCGCUUCAAGAAUCGUCAACGAAGUUGAUGGAGUUGCUCGUGUCACCUACGACAUCACCUCUAAGCCUCCAGCUACUGUUGAAUGGGAAUAGAGAAUUUAGAACUAAUAGUCUGUACAAUAAAAGAAGUAUAUUAAAUCAUAGCAUAUAAUUU
This is a messenger RNA of Scheffersomyces stipitis CBS 6054, 1693 nucleotides long. It is a transcript of the gene GUA1, whose product is annotated as GMP synthase (glutamine-hydrolyzing). The coding region runs from base 46 to 1632 and encodes 528 amino acids. Gene Ontology annotation, molecular function: ATP binding; GMP synthase activity; GMP synthase (glutamine-hydrolyzing) activity. The transcript has a single exon. The record is from RefSeq and is a predicted model, not a curated record. Gene Ontology annotation, biological process: GMP biosynthetic process. Gene Ontology annotation, cellular component: cytosol. NCBI's taxonomy places the organism in Eukaryota, Fungi, Ascomycota, Pichiomycetes, Serinales, Debaryomycetaceae.